AUGGGUAUUCCCGCAGCCUUCCGAUGGCUAUCCAACAAAUAUCCCAAAAUCAUUUCUCCUGUUAUUGAACAAACGCCAAUCACCACCGAAGAUGGCAUCACCAUUCCCGUUGACACUACUCAGCCCAAUCCUAAUGGGGAAGAGCUCGACAACCUGUACCUGGACAUGAAUGGAAUUGUCCAUCCCUGCUCCCAUCCAGAGGAUAGGCCUGCGCCAGCCGAUGAGGAGGAGAUGAUGCUUGAAGUUUUCAGGUAUACGGACCGUGUUGUGAACAUGGUCCGCCCUCGUAAAAUUCUCAUGAUUGCCGUUGACGGAGUCGCACCAAGAGCCAAGAUGAACCAGCAACGAUCUCGUCGAUUUCGGUCAGCUCGGGAAGCCCAGGAAAAGGAAGAGGACAAGAAAGCGCUAAUCGAACUACUAAAACGCCAAAAUGGUGGUGUUUUCCCAGCUGCAGACUCGGAAACGGUUGUCAAGAAAGCUUUCGAUUCCAACUCCAUUACUCCAGGCACUCCAUUCAUGGAUAUCCUCGCCUUGAGUUUGCGAUAUUGGUGCCAAUACAAAUUAAAC
Trichoderma virens Gv29-8 is the source of this 567-nucleotide messenger RNA. RefSeq lists its product as uncharacterized. The annotation marks the transcript as partial. Gene Ontology annotation, molecular function: RNA binding; 5'-3' RNA exonuclease activity. The record is from RefSeq and is a predicted model, not a curated record. Lineage: Eukaryota; Fungi; Ascomycota; Sordariomycetes; Hypocreales; Hypocreaceae. Gene Ontology annotation, biological process: nuclear-transcribed mRNA catabolic process. Gene Ontology annotation, cellular component: nucleus. The transcript is spliced from 2 exons.